AUGUUUAGACUGGGUCUUCUUGCGAUAUUACUCACCAUAGUCGCUGGGAGGCAUCAGCCUCCCGAUCCAACUUUUGGGAUUCGGGGUGGAUCAUCAUCGUUGCCUCGUUCUCCACCAUCAUACUUCAGCCCUUGGUCACCUCCAAAACUCCAACCAUGGAGCGGGUCUGCAUCAACGACCCAAAGUACACCAACAAGAGAUGCAGAGGAUGUUUCAACGAAGGAAAUCAUUGACUCCUUUUUGACAAGGGAUUCCAGAACUACUUUCAUUGCAAGAGUCUAUGCCAUCCUCGGUGUUCAAUUGAUAGUCACAGCCUUAUCUUGCGCCAUAUUUGGUACACAUCCGUUUCUUUCCAGUCUCCCAGCUCGAAUUGCGUCAGGAGAGUAUCAGGGUACAUUCGCAUUGAUCCCAUUGUUCGGGGUCCUUAUCAGUAGUGUAUCAUGGUUCAGAGUGUCGCUGAGCCCCAAUGCGAGGCAUAGAAGUCCCAACAAAUGGUGGUGGCUGGGGAUCUUUACUCUGGGGGAGUCGCUGAGUGUCGGGUUCCUUACAACAUUCUUCAAGUUCCAGUCGGUUAUCUUAUCGAUGGUGGCAACAGCAAUCGCCACGAUAUCCAUUUCGGCAUUUACAAUUCUUCAAAAGAACCCAAAGUAUGACCUUUCGCAAUGGGGAAACACGCUGAGCAGCUGGGCUUUGAUACUGCUCAUGUAUCUAGUAGUUGUCUGGUUCCAACAGAUUGGUAUUAUACCAAUCGAAGUGCUGCCGUUCUCAAACAUUCUGUAUUCCUUUGUUACAUCUUGCCUCUUUUCUGCUUUUCUGGCAUAUCAUACAAAGCUGAUAGUCGGUGGAAAACAUGCGAAGUAUAGAAUGAACGAAAAAGACUAUGUUCUCGGUGCAAUGGCUCUAUACGAUGACAUUGUCAAUUUAUUCCUCAACAUAUUGCAGAUAUUAGGGGAAGAAAAGGAUUGA
This is a messenger RNA of Cylindrotheca closterium, 966 nucleotides long. The record is from the annotation of a GenBank genome assembly. Lineage: Eukaryota; Bacillariophyta; Bacillariophyceae; Bacillariales; Bacillariaceae.